CAUAUGUUUCCAAAUUUGUUCAGUUAUUUCAAUUGUUUCUUCAAUAAUAUGGAUAAACUUCAUCCAAAUACUUUGAAAAUCAUUGAAAUUAUGUAUGUUUGAUACUCAAACAACUGUGAAAAUCAUUCACUUUUUCACCUUUAUACUUUUCGAGUCACUCCAGAAUUCUGGUAAAUAUCAUAACAUUCACUGUGAAUACUUUCCACCCCCUGGAAUCUGAGAGUAACUUCAGAUAUUUUCGCUGAAUAUUGUUGAUGAAAACAUCAUGGAACCAGGACCGAGUGAAGAUCAACCCAAGCGAAAACUGAUUCGAGCCAAUUUAAGCCUAAAGUUAUCAACGAGUUUGGAUGAUGAGGAUGAAACUCGAGUCUCUGGAUCACAAUCAACAGAAAAAUUGGAAGAUCCCUUUUCCGAGCUUGAAGAUGAUGAUGAUGAUGAAAUAAAGGAUAACCAAAGGAGGGAAGAAGAUGAUAGAGAUUCUGAUGAUAGUGUUACCGCAGAAGCUGAUGGAGAUGAUGAAGAUGAUGAUGCAAAGAAUCAGCAAUAUGAAUCUUAUAUUAGAUCAAUGGAACCUGAAUAUGAUAAUUAUGAUACUGACGAUAAUGAUGAUUAUGAGGAUAAAGGUGAAACUAAUCAGCUGAAAGAUGAGCAACCAGAUGCCAAGCUAAAUGCUACUCCAAUGGUUAAAUUUUCUGAUCGAUUACUUGGAAGGAUAUUGAAAUUGUCCAAUGAAGCGAAAAGUUCAUCUUCAGGUUUACCUAUUAAAGGGUCAACUCUUGCUUCCAAGUUAAGGUCAACCCUUGAAUCGUUUGAAUCACGACAUUCAUCAGCUGAUUUGGGAAAAGGUUCCAAGGCCAAGUCAAUAUCGGGAAAGAUUAACGUUAACCAGGAUACUCGGGGUUGGUAUGAAGAGUUGAUGAGCUUUAUCAGUUCACAGGAUAACUUUGAGCCUUCCACUAUGACACUGGACAGUUUACAGAAAUUACGAUCAGUUAUUUGUAAAGGUGAACGGGAAAGUUUAAGUGUAACCAAAGAAUUGGAAUCUGAUUUGGCCAAUAAAAAGAUUUGCUUUGUCUGUUUAAAGGUAAGAUUUGGAUUGGUCAAGUGGCCGGCAAAGUGUAAAAUCUGUUCACAGGUAAUGUGCGAUAAAUGUUCAACCCUUUUACAUUUACCCUCGAAUCAAAAAAUGUACGAAGUAACUGUUGAUCAGAUUGAGUUAACUUCUAAUCCAAAAGAAAUUGUCUCAAAGCAAAACACGAUCAGAACUAUGACAAUACAAGAAUCAACGGAGGAAUCAAUUGGAUCGGGAGGAAAAUCAAACAUCAAUCAGGGUCGAGAAUCCAUAUCACCAAAUUCAUCAGAAUCUCAGUCAACCUCCUUUGGAUCAACUUCACCUUUACCUCCACCAUCACCACGACAUUUACCUGGAACAAGUAAACUACCUAAUCUAUUAAAAUCACUUUCAACGGCAACCUCAUCAUCGGGAGCAAUUAGAACCGCAAUCUCACCUGAACCAGGUAAUACAAUUAAGAUUUGCCUUGAUUGUUACCUUUUUAUGGGUAAAUUACGUAAAAUGAAAUCAAUACCUUGAAAAAUCAACUCAAACCAAAGACAAUUAACUGGAUCAAUUAAUUGCAGACACAAUAUAUCAUCAAUAUACUCAAUUAAAUUAUUAUUAUAUAAAAGUUUAACUCGAUGCACUUGGAAACAAUUAAAUUACCCAUCAGAUGCAAUUUUAAUCAACUAAACGGCAAAAUUACUAAUAAUAACAAUUAACCCAUUAAAAAUUAACGAUCAAAUUAAUCAAUCGUAUUCGUAAACUGUAUCCAGACACAAUGAACAUUAAUUUAAUUUUCAUAGUCACUUUCACAAUUAACUUUUGCCCUUUGAACAAAAAAAAAUUGUAAUCAUCAACAACAAUUAAGCCAAAUUGAUUACAUUGAAAACAAGUUUGAAUAAGUUUUGUUUUAUGAAUUAAUUUUAAUUGUCAACAAUUUAAUUCACUUUCCAGUUUCUCUCUGUGUAUUUACCUUGAAAUAAUUACAAAUAAUCAUAAAAAUAAACAAUCUCAAUACUUUAAUCACAUGGGAUUUCAUUAACUAAACUCAUUCUCAUGAGAAUGGCAAAUUUUGCAUCUCUCUCUCUCUCUCUCUCUCUCUCUCUCUCUCUCUCCUUGCUCACUUUUCAUCAAUUUUGAUUAUAUUUUCUUCAUCAUCUUCUCGUUAAAGGAUUUUCUCAAUACCCUUUAGGUUAAAUGACAAGAGGAGAGAGGAAAAAAAUAAUAACUUUUGAUGGUUUAAAGGUAU
Molecule: messenger RNA, 2306 nt
Organism: Panonychus citri (citrus red mite)
Lineage: Eukaryota; Metazoa; Arthropoda; Arachnida; Trombidiformes; Tetranychidae
Product: origin recognition complex subunit 1-like
Exons: 3
Coding region: 266-1591 (441 amino acids)
Biological process (GO): cleavage furrow formation; establishment of meiotic spindle localization; actin filament polymerization
Cellular component (GO): cytoplasmic vesicle membrane; cell cortex
Molecular function (GO): actin binding
Source: RefSeq, a predicted model, not a curated record